AAAAACACUACCUUGUCGAAAUAAGGAAAAGGUAGUUACUCUUCAACUGUCCGGUGAACACAGCUGCUUAUUCUCGGUCGGCCAAACUGUAAACAUAAUUCUCUCUCUCUCUCUCUCUCUCUCUCUCUCUCUCUCUCUCUCUCUCACUGAAUCAUCAUCCCCAGCAGGCAGCAGUAAAUACAGCAAGCGUAAUCUCCCAAAUGCUAUGUUCGCUCUUUUAAGGUUGUUGAUGACGGGUUUGUUGUCAAUCAUCAAUGUGUACGCGUCCCAAUUGAAGCUGAUAUUCAGGAGGAGAAGUGCACUGAGAUAUUAUUCUUCUGUGAAUUCAGCACUAUCUUCCAUAACUCUGUCAGAGGAUGAAACCUCAACACUUGAAGAUACUGUUGCUGCUGAUAAUGGUUUUUUUCUGAAUGCAAAAAGCUAUCCUACUGACUUUAGAGGAAUAAACGAACUUUAUUGUGGUGGAGACGACGUUUGUGAGCCUGUUGACACUGGUUUCUCGUUUUCCAUUAAUGAGAGACCAGAUGAAGAUGAAAUGAAAAGAUUAAUGUUAAUACUCGCAAAGCGCGGAUGGAAUCUUGGUUGUCAAAAUGGGUAUAAUAUCUAUCUGAAUCAGUUGAACAUUAUAGAGCUUUUGAACGAUCUGUUUGAGGAGAGUUUGGAUGCUAAACUUGUUCUGUACUUCUUCAAGUGGUCAGAAUGCUGUUCUGGAUCAAAGCAUACAAUACGAACCAUAUGUAGAAUGAUACAUAUUUUGGUUUCUGGAAACCUGAAUCAUAGAGCAGUGGAUCUGAUAUUGCAUCUUGUGAGAAAUCAUGGUGACGAGGAGUCAUGCAAUUCAUUGCUAGAAGUCCUUUAUGAAACCCAUAGCGAAAUAAGGGUGUUAGAAACCACAUUUAGCACACUUGUCAAUGGUUAUAUUCAGGAAGGCAUGGUGAACAUGGCUUUAAAAAUAGCAUGUCAAAUGAAGCACCUAAACAUCUUUCCUUCAAAAGGGGUGUGUAACUCACUACUGCAGGCAUUAUUAGGAUCAAAGCAGUUGGAAUUGGCAUGGGAUUUUCUGGAAGUUAUGCAGACAAGAGGGAUGGGUUUAAAUGCAGCUAUGAUGAGCUUAUUCAUUAAUAAGUACUGUAGUGAGGGUGAUCUGGAAAGUGGUUGGAAGUUGCUGUUGGAAAUGAAAAAUUAUGGGAUUCAACCUGAUGUGGUGUCAUUUACAAUUGUUAUUAACUCACUUUGCAAGAUGUCUUAUCUGAAUGAAGCCACCGCUUUAUUGUUUAAGAUGACUCAAUUGGGUAUUUCUCCUGAUCCAGUUCUACUUAGUUCAAUUAUUGAUGGUCACUGUAAGCUGGGGCAGACAGAGGUAGCAAUUAGCAUAUUGAAGAUUUUCAAUACUCCCCUCAAUAUUUUCAUAUACAAUAGCUUUAUUUCAAAGUUAUGCACAGAUGGUAAUAUGGUUGAAGCUUCUAGCCUGUUUCAUGAGAUGUCUAUGUUGGGCUUGCUCCCUGAUUGCUUUUGUUACUCUACUAUAAUUGAUGGAUACUGCAAAGUGAGAGACAUUGAUAGAGCUUUUCAGUAUUUUGGGAAAAUGUUAAAAAAUGGAAUCACACCAUGUGUUACCACAUACACAUCCCUCAUUGAUGCUUAUUGCAAGUCUGGAAACAUGGAAAUGGCAGAAUAUUCGUUGCAAAAGAUGAUUUCAGAGGGUUUGGCACCUGAUAUUGUUACAUUCAACACCUUAAUGGAUGGCUUUGGUAGGAAGGGACACUUACAAAAGGUUUUUGGGCUUUUAGAUAUGAUGAAUUCUUCCAAUGUUUCACCUGAUAUUGUGACAUAUAACACUCUCAUUCAUAGUCUUGUCACAAGAGGAUUUGUAAUCGAGGCAAAAGAAAUUUUGUUUGAGCUAAUCAAAAGGGGUUUCUCUCUGGAUGUGGUCACAUUCACAAACCUUAUAGAUGGGUUUUCAAAGAAGGGGAACUUUGAGGAAGCCUUUUUUGUGUGGUUCUACAUGAGCGAGCAUGAUGUGAAACCUGAUGUAGUGACAUGCAGUGCUCUUCUCAAUGGAUACUGUAGAGAGCGUCGAAUAGAAGAAGCUAAUGUUUUGUUUCACAAGAUGCUUAAUAUUGGAUUACGUCCAGAUCUGAUACUGUACAACACUCUGAUUCAUGGGCAUUGUAGUUUUGGGAGCAUGGAUGAUGCAUGCACCUUGAUAAGUUUGAUGAUUGAACAUGGUAUCUUUCCUAAUUACAUUACUCACCAGGCACUUGUCCUUGGGUUUAGAAAAAAGAGGGUAAUGAAUCCAGUAGAAACUGCAAAUCUUAAGUUGCAACAGAUACUGCUCAAAUAUGGUAUUCAAGUUGAUGUUGAUGAAUAUAUCUGAGAGAGCAACCAGGAAGCUGCAAGCAAUUACCAGCUUGACCAGAGUACUAGAUGCUCAGGUGUUCUCACUUCUCAUAACCCGAGCGGGAGCUGAAGUCAAGCACUAGCUUGAUGCUUGGGGUGUUCCUAUGACAUCAGCACUAAGCGCAUGCUUUGCUUGAGCACUAGCUCAAUGCUCUGGAUAUUAUCUCAUGCCCCAUGCACAUGCUUUGACUUGGGCACUUUGAUCACAGAACAGAUUAUGAGUUACCAGUAGAAUCUUUAAGAUCUCCAGUUACCUGAUGUCAAGCUUAAGGAUCAUGAAUGGACUCACUGAAAUUAUAAGAGAUAAGGGGCACUUAAAAAUGCUCAGACCACUGCAGUGUCAAAGAUGGAUUUUCUUUU
This is a messenger RNA of Prunus avium (sweet cherry), 2760 nucleotides long. Its product is annotated as Pentatricopeptide repeat (PPR) superfamily protein. NCBI's taxonomy places the organism in Eukaryota, Viridiplantae, Streptophyta, Magnoliopsida, Rosales, Rosaceae. The record is from RefSeq and is a predicted model, not a curated record. Gene Ontology annotation, cellular component: mitochondrion. Gene Ontology annotation, biological process: mitochondrion organization; RNA processing. Gene Ontology annotation, molecular function: mRNA binding; protein binding.